AUGUACGACAAACAGUUAAUCGUGGAGGAAUUGCAGUGGCCCCAAUUGGAAGGUAUUUAUUGUUUCUUUUUACGAGUUAGUGUAACCUAAGAUUGAAAGAAAAAGGGAGAACUGUGGUAAAUUUUGACUCAUUCGUGAAGUGAACCGUUUUAUAGUUGCCCCGGCGUGACUAGCGUUUACUUGAUGAUCGCUCCAAGUCACGUAGUUUGGCCGCUUUCAGCAAUUAGAAAAUGGCUACCAAACUGAGGGACACUGUGUUAAUAACCCCUUAAACAGUUAUUUAUAAGGACAAAUACACUCGGCAAAUCACGACCCAACAAGCUUCUAGUUUUAACCCUCAUCGUGUUAAAAUAAACGUUUUUUUUUAAUGAUCAGUUAAAUGUAAAACUAAGAGAAGAAAAAAUCGGAAAAGAUUAUAACGGAUUCUGGGACUUUUUUUUUCUUUCAGUUCGUACAAGGAAAAAUAAAAGUUCUCUUGGGUCAUAUAGUAUCCCUUCCUAUUAUGCGUGCGUACUUUAUUCAUCUAUUAAAUAGAAAAAAAACCCUUACUUUCAGAAAUGAGACCAGGUGUACAACCUUUCUUGUGAAAAUGAGUUUUAUUUGCAUGAGAAUGAAAAAUCAUUUUCAUAUCAAAGGCUGAGCCCUCAACCUCGUUUUGACACAGAGGCCCGGGGAGACUAGGAAAUGGCCUAUUAAAUUAAACAAUCACAUUUAUUUCACUAAAAAUUUGCUACUUUUUCCCAGGCCCCAUUUUUUCAAAAGGUGGAUAAACAAGGCUUCUCUAUCCAGUAGACUUUCUAAAAGUUCUUUACUUUUUUUCCUUGUUGGUUAUCCCACUUCGAUACUUCGUCGCUUGCUCGGUCGCUGAGCGACCUCACGCACCGAAGUUCGCUUCGCUCACUUCUAAGAAGUUAUGAGAGGUCUAGCUACUUGUAGCAAGUCUAUCUAUCUUUGCCUAUCUAUCUAUCUAUUGUAGAGGGUUUUAAAGGCAUGUUCUCGAGUUUACAUGUAUGUAUGCAUUUCUUCAUUGAAUUACAUAGGGAAAUUUGAAGAACAUCCUUUCAUAUUUAUAAAAGUAUUCAUAACAUAUAACGCUACAGCGCUCUAUUAAUUUUAAUGUCAAUAAUUAAUUUUAUAUCAAUACUAAAACCAUAAACUGGUGCAUGUCUUAAUUAGAAUCCUAGCGCUAUUACAAAGGAAGAGGUUAACUGAAACAAAAAAUCGCGCAUUAAAAUGCUUAAAAUGACACUAUUUGACUGUGCGAUCAAUGAAAAAUGUUGCAGUGUUGACGGAGGACGGGGCAUUUGCCCUCUUUUUUCAUCCCCACCCCGGGGGAUUUGACAGCUGAAGAGUCCCCACCCCCGUGAAUUUGCCAUCCAAGGCAAAAAUGCUAAUGCCCGGGGGUCAGUCCGGGGGAGGGGGGGCUGGGCGCAGGUGGAAUUGACUGAUGCAUUACAGUGUUUGUAUCAAAAUCUAAUGUCGAAUAAUUUCCGUAGAACGGCUGUUUUGAAAAAAAUAUGGGUUGUAAACUGAAGCUACAAAACAUAGGAUUGUACUAAAAAAAUUUGGGGGCGUACCUGUGCUUCAUUUCUCCAGAGGCUUGGUUUAGAUUUUCCAUACAUUUGUCUGUAAUUUUCCCCGGGACUUUCUUAGAGACAAAUGUUUAGAAAAUUUAAGAAAGUGGUUCUAGGUCUUCUAGCGUACGUAACGCCCUAAAUUUUUUUCCGUAGAAUCCUUAGGAGUGAAGCAUUAGUUUGCAAUUCAUUAUAUGUUUUUCAAAACAGUCGUUCUACGGAAAUCAUUCGACGUUAGAUUCUCAUACAAACACUGUAAUUUCUCACGCGUUUGCCCACUCGUCAAGAUGGCGUCGAAAACCGUGACAAGGUCUAUUGCGAAAAUGCUGAGAUUAUAUUGUGAAUUCUUCUCCAGGUCUUAAUAAUACGCCUUUUACAGACCGACCUUUAUCUUUGAACUUCCUUAUGCUGAGAAGAAAACAACUCUUGCAAGACCAGUGCUUCAGGAAACCACAAAACCCUCUUUACAUUGAAGAAGCCGACUUUUCCCGCUUCAUUGUAAUUGAAAAGUUGAGGUUUGUAUUUUGUUUCAUCCCAAAAGUCUCUUGUGCAACUUGGAAAAGAGUUCUUUAUGCUGCAGAAAAUAUGGGAAAAGCUACUGGGUUUAACCCGCACAAAAGAAUACUGUUUAAGUGGCUCAGUGAUUACACCCCUAGUAAAAGAAAAGAAAUUUUAGACAGUUACUACAAGGCCAUGUUUGUUCGUCACCCGUUUGAGAGACUGGCGUCAGCUUACAGAGAUAAAAAGAAAAAAAAGUGGUUCCAACGAUUAAUCUAUCCCGAGAACGAAGAAUUGUGGGGAAAGAUCAAAUUUUCGGCCUUUAUAAGGCGUGAGCUUCUAACUAGAAACAAAACGACUCUUCAAACUAACCAGCACCGGCGUUCAUAUGAGCAGAUUUGCCCAUGUGAAGUGAAAUUCGACUUCAUCGGACACUUUGAAAACUUGUUCGAGGAAGCAGGACGGCUUUUGAACAUAAUUGGUGUUUAUGACUACGUAAAGUUUCCCGAAUAUCGUCCGUCCAAGACACAACCGUACAUGCAGGAAUAUUACUCCGAGCUUACCACAAGCGAGAUAUCGCAGUUGUAUGAAAUCUUUGAGUUGGACUUUAAACUGUAUGGAUACGACAGGCUUCCUAGUCCUUUGGAAAAGUUAAUAAAAAACACAACAGUGUCAGAGAAAAGUAACCAGGAAAACAGGAAGGAUAAAUAGUUCAUUGUUUGUUUGUUUGCUUCCCUCCGAUGCGGCUAUUGCAGGGGCAUAGCCAGGAUUUUCCCAGAAGUACGCACACUUUUCUCAAUCUCAGCUAUGUGUGCCAUUGCAUUUUUUGCAUUUCUGCGAAUAGGAGAAAUAACAACAACUUCCGGUGAGAGCACUAAUCUCAUUAGAAUAACUCGGUUAGAUCGCUUUUAUAGUGCAUAAGAAGGGAAACGUCAAAGCCCUUCAGCUUACUCUUAUUAACUACAAACAUAGUGACAACGUUUUGAUGCCUUUAUGUCUAGCCGGAUUUAUGAAAACCGUACCAUCGGACUCCUGGAGCCCACACGCCUUAAACUGACUCAACUAAAGUAAAUAUCGCCAAGAAACUCAGUUCUUAUCCAUGGUUCUCUGUGACUCUCUUCUUGGUUCCUGAUUAGCAAAAGAAACAUUCAAGUCCAUCAAAAAGACACUCUAGCUGCUGAGGGGAAUACUUUCAUUGGCCAGUGGGCCUCAAACAUUACACUGAAGAAUCUGACAUGAACAAACUUAAGGCAGACAUGACCAGUGCACUGAUUCUCCCAGACCAGGACUAACGGAAGGUACCACGCUUUUGCAGAACCCUCCUCCCGCCUAGGGAUUGACAUGGAGGCCCCUUUCCAACCCAUGGCGAGUUAGCUCAGGGACUGAGCUUGACAAUGAGACCAACCAGGACAGCAAGCCCCCUAUGUUUUUUCUCACCGCAGUGACCAGAAACCUGGCUAUCGCCAGGUUCCUGUGCGAAUAUUCUGGCCCGUUUUGAGGUAUGUUUUCAAAAUUCGGCUAGAUAUACAUCCACAUUUAGAUUGCCGCUUUCUGCGCAAUUUCCCUGCCUUUUCUCGAAAUAUAUCAGUCAAUCACGCGUCGCUUCCCUGGAAACCGACAUUCGAGUGUAAAAGAAUAUUUCAGAGAAACAAGCAUAGUUAAAUGAAUUAAGGAAAACUGUACUUUCUUAAAGUAUUUGCUGUUUUCAUAUACUAAUUUGCCUUUUUAUUAUAUAAAAUCAAUAUAUUAAUUUUUUUACCCUCGACUUUUCCAGGUACGCACGUGCGAAUCGCGCGUUCAGACAGCUACUCUCCUGCAACGCCUUUAUCUCUGGAAGUCAUACAUUACGGUAUUGCUUUUAUUAACUUCCAGACACUAAAAUAACAUGUUCAUGCUUGGAAAAUAAAGACUAAAAAAAUGCAAUGAAUAGUGACAAAAAUCUCUCAUAAUGAUAUUCCCAUGAUUUACUAGUAAUACAUCUGACGACUUUUUAUACAUUUCAGUACUGUCUGAUAUAGUUUGUUGUUGUUGUCGUUGGCCGGUUGGUGGUAUUGAAUACGUCGGGUUCUUGUUUUCAUCGAGAGUUCUCUACUACAAAUUGCGAGUGAGUGUCAGUAACUUGCUGCAAGAAUAUCGUUGA
Messenger RNA from Porites lobata, 4212 nucleotides. The record is from the annotation of a GenBank genome assembly. NCBI's taxonomy places the organism in Eukaryota, Metazoa, Cnidaria, Anthozoa, Scleractinia, Poritidae.